CAUUUCUAUGCCAUUAUAGUAGUAAUCUCUGGUAUUAACCUAAUAUUUUCUAUUGUAAGGUUUUUUUAAGUUUGAGAAUGGAUAAUAUUGAGGUUUUUUUCCGUGAAGUCAAAGAAAUUAAUCAACAGGACGCCGGAAACAUUAAUAUUGGACAUUUGGGAGACAACGCAAGUUGUUUUUCAACUGAUAAAAACCAUUUAUACUUGUAUGAAAAGCAAAUUGACCAUGUUAAUCCUAUUGGAGAAAACAUUAGAGAUGUCAAAAAUCUAAUAUACCUAUCAGUCCGCGGGGUUUUGUUUCUGACUAACGAUUUCGAUUUAAUAAUAUACAAAAUCAAAUCAAAAGAGUUUGUCGUUGUUUAUUCUUUUGCUGUAAAAAUUGAAAGUCUGGCAUGGAACCCUAAUGAAACUUGUUUGGUGGUUUGCGAUUAUGAGGAAACCCUUUAUGGUCUUAUAUUUGAAUGCAAUAUUGAUUUGCAAGAAUACAAAUUUAUUGAAGCUUGGAAAUCAUGUUUACAAGAUCCUGUACCGAAUUCAGUUUAUGUAGGAUGGGGUUCUUACAAUACUCAAUUCAAGGGAUCAAAAAAAGGAGAGGAAGAAAUAAAAGAAAUUCCACAGAAGUAUACUCCACCUACAAUAUCUUGGAGAGGCAACGGAGAGCAAUUUGUGGUAAAUUUUUGGAAAGAAGGAAGAAGAUAUCUGAAACUAUUUGACAGCUCAUUAAGGCCUUUGUAUCAAUCUCAUGCCUACCCAAAUUUGUUACCUCCAAUAUCAUUUAAAGGUCAAGGAAAUUUUAUUGCAUGUUCAGCAGUUCACAAUAAUCAAAAUAAAGUUGUUAUUUUUGAGAAAAACUGCUUGCUUAAAUCGGAAUUUUUCAUUCCAGAAGUUAGGGGUGAAAUUAAGAAGCUUCUAUAUCAUCCAUUUCAUCAAAUUUUGAUUAUAUAUAGUAUUGAAGACACUGGGCAUAGCACUAUUAAUAUCUUUCUGUAUUUAAAUGCUAAAUGGUAUCUCAAACAACAGCUCUCCUAUGAAGCUGAAAACCAAGUAAAGGCUCUUUCCUGGUCAGAUAAUCUGCAAAAUUUUAUUUGCAAAUUAAACAUCCUCACUUUGCAUGAUGUUGAGCAUAUUGUUCUUAGAAUGGUAAUAAACAGAUGUCCUAUCAGUGGGACUGUGGCGGUUACUGAUGGUUCUGUUGUUAAUUUUACCUUUUUUUCUUCUGAAAUUGUACCCCCUCCAAUGUUCAGUGCUUCCUUGAAACUUGAUAAACCUAUCAAUAAGAUACAUUUUCAUCCAGAAAUUAAGCUAUGUAUUUUGAUUGAUACCACUUUAAAUACACAAGUGGUUGACUUUGGAAAUAAUAUACUGAAAAAAAUUUCAUACUAUGUUGAUCAAAGUGUAGAUGAACUAGUUAGAAAACUCAAAUUAGGAGGGGAUAAUACUAAUUAUCUUUUCUUUAGUGAUGUAAUUGAGGUAGUGGAACCAAUAAAUUUGAAUGAGGGGGAGAAUUCGUCUCUAGUAUAUUGUACAGGGUGCAGAAUAGAUGGUUGUUUCUAUGAAUUUGCAUUGAAUCAGUGCCAUGAUUUGCUCAUAAACAAAAAUGCAGUCUGUAGUAAAGUAUUUUCCAUUUUCAUAUACAAAAGUUACUUUCUUUUUACUCAUGCCUCAUGCAAACUUUACUGUGUACGCCUCACAUCAGAUAAUGUUGAUCAAGCAAAUUGGGACCUAACCAAAUUUUAUGUAAGAGAUAUAGAGCAAGGUGCAAGAAUUGUUUGUGUCAAUGAAAAAGCUGAAAUUAUACUGGAACUACCUAGAGGAAAUUUAGAGAUCAUUGAAUGUCGGCUCAUAUGUAUUGACAAGGUAGAAAAGAUGAUGUGUGACAAUAAGUGGCAGGAUGCGAUCAUGUUAAUUAGGCAGAAUAAAUUAAAUUGGAAUCUUCUUAUUGACUUGAAUCCCCAAAGAUUUAGUGACCACGUACUGGAGUUUGCAAAAGCAGCUGAAUCGGUGUCUUUGUUGAAUUCAAUUGUGUCUGAACUGGGUACAAUCAAUUGCCUCCAAACUAUGUACUCUCAGUGUAUCAAAGAUUCCAUUCCACUACACACAGUCAACACUAAGCACAAGAUAUUGUCGCAAAUAUUGAACUGCAUUAUCAAUUUAGACCCAGUGACUAAUUUGAUAAGCAUAGUUAUUUUACAAAUAAGGCAUUUCACAUUAAAAUCGGCGCUAAAGUCUGUGCAUAUGGUCUUCAAAUUGGGUCACCUAAAUAUAUGCAAGAAAGCCAUAUUUCAAAUUUUGUUGUAUCAUCCAUCAGAUAUUAUUAUAAAUAUAAGUUUCACUUUAUAUGAUGUUGAUUUCAUGGAAUUUAUGCAUAUUUGCUGUUCUCAGGAUCCAAAGGUGUUUGAACCUCAACUAAAGACAUUAACAAACUUAGAAACUAUUGAUUUGAGGUUUCAGAUGAAUGUACUCGCAAAAAAUUAUAAAGGAGCUGUAAAAUUUCUCCUUAGAUGCUCAAGGUAUCAUGAAGACUUUAUAAAGGAGUUUAUAGUAAAACAUGAAGUACAUGAAGAAGCAUAUAAAAGCAUAACUAGGAAAAAUCAAAACUUUGAUUUAUGUUCUCAACUUUUUUCUACUUACUUGUCAACAAAAUUGAGGUACGAUGAAGCGGGGAUAAUACUUCAGAGAGCAGAGUUAUACAAUGAUGCAAUAACUGAAUAUAAAAAGUCUCUUAAUUGGAAUCAAGUUAUAAGCUUGUCUGUGCUGCUUAAUGUUGAAUCAAGCAAGAGGAAAGAAAUUAUAUCUGAAUUGGCAAGAGGUUUGGUCAAACAGGAUAGGAUUGACGAAGCUGUUACAUUGUAUGAAAUGCAUUGUGAAGACUAUUUGAGUGCCAUAUCUGUUUUACUGGACAAAAACAUGUUUCAAAAAGCAUUGUGUAUGGCAAGGAAGUACAAUUCCUUGGAUUUAAUUGAUAAGGACAUUCGACCAGCCAUAAUCAAAUAUAGAAUUGAUCUGUACAGUAGGAUCUUGGAUCUCGAAAAGCAAUUUUUAAUACACUCUGACCGUUUGGAAACAGUUCGGUACAAUAAGCUGCUAAAUUUAAAAAAUAAGUACAGAAACGAAACAUGUAAGAUGUUUGGAGAAUAUGAUCAUUAUUCAGAAUAUGGAAGCUCGAUAUCCUCAUAUGGCUCUACUGUAGGUUCUAACAAAUCAAAAAUGUCAACAACUUCAGCAAAAAAUAGAAGAAAACUUAAUAAAAAAAAGACCGAUCUACGUGAAGGAAGCGUUUUUGAGGAUAUUGCAUUAAUAAGACACUUAUAUUUGUUAACAAUCAGUAUAUUCGAUUGCGGCCGAGAGGUUCGGGAAAUUUGCUUAACCUUAACAGAUGAUGCAUCUUUUACAUACAGUGCUAUGUUGCAUAGGAAACUCAGUGAGGUGCAAGAUAAAGUCAAAUCAAUUAUUCCACUAAUUUGGUCUAAUACAUUUGUUAAUGCGCCUCAUUCUAUAGAACCUGAAAUAUUAGCUGUUGUACAAAACAGAGAAGAAUUGGAUAUUGAGUUUCGAACUCCACCGCUUCUCAAGAAGUUAGAUGAUAAUUGGAAAUUGUUAAUCUUUCAAUAAAAGAUAUAUUCACAAUUUUAAGAAUUUAAAUUUUCCCUUUAAAAACAUAGUUACACACAAAUAAAAAUAACAUGUAUAUAAACGUUUUCCCAAUGAAGAAACAAAAUAAAUCUUCAAUGUUACACAAAAGAAGUGGGUUUAUUACUCCAGUUUUUGCGAUUUUAAAUUAGCAUUUGAAAUUGAAAACAAUUUUUUAUUCAAGCUGACGACCCAUUCGCGAAAGUUGGCGAUGCGUGCAAUAUGCUAAUGAAUUCAAAUGGUCAAAAUGGUUCCUGUCGUAAAGACCAUUAGGAAGUUGCUCUUAACACCAACU
Molecule: messenger RNA, 3924 nt
Organism: Cylas formicarius (sweet potato weevil)
Lineage: Eukaryota; Metazoa; Arthropoda; Insecta; Coleoptera; Brentidae
Gene: Elp1
Product: elongator complex protein 1
Exons: 6
Coding region: 78-3611 (1177 amino acids)
Biological process (GO): tRNA wobble base 5-methoxycarbonylmethyl-2-thiouridinylation
Cellular component (GO): elongator holoenzyme complex; cytosol
Molecular function (GO): tRNA binding
Source: RefSeq, a predicted model, not a curated record